AUGUACUACUCGAUAGCGCUUGUUACGAGCUACUUGACUCAAGGCCUUCUCUAUGGGAUCUAUUCCGUUAGCCAAACAGGAUGGGUCCCUCCUCAACAUCGUAUCAUCAACGUACUGUCGUUAAUCGCUAUCUGGCAAGUCCUUGCUAGCGCAGGUUGCUAUAUCCAACCUUCGCUCUACCGGGGUAUUGUCCUUGUUCAACUCUUGUUCGACACAGUUUUGGCAUCUUCACAAUGUCCCUGGCAUGUAUUCAUCUCUCAUGCGACCCUAGGUGGACUGAGGAUUCUGUGUUCAGCUGGAAUUUUUUACUCAAUAUCGCCCAGUAAAACACUCCAGUCCCAGAAGGAAACCUGUUGCGCUAUCGCUGAAGGCGAAGGUUGGAAAGAGUACCUCGAAAUCGUCCAUUUUUCGACCCGCUACCUUUCAGAGUGGGCUUGUAUGCUUGGUUUGCAGGUUACUUGUCUUUUAAUCAACCGACUCACCCAACCUCUGGUCCCUGAUCAAGUCGCCCGCAUUACAAACAGCCUCACCUCUAACCCAGGCUACAUCCCUUGGCUUGACAUCUGUCUCUGGUUUCUCUACAAGACAGUUCCCCGUUACCUGGAAAUGGCCUGCAGAAGGUGUUCUGAAGGUCUAGUUAGCCAAUGGGAAAGAAAACUCAAGAUAGUAGCCUUUGGACAUAUCAUGGACACCCUCGACUUUGGCUACCAUUCGACAUCGAGAGCAAGUGAUAUUAAGGCCGCUAUUGAAGAUGGAGCCAGAGCUGCGAGUUCCUUAACGAAUCUCAUUACAACCACGCUAUGUCCGCUCGUUGUCGAUAUCGUGGUCUCUUCGUUCUACCUCAUGCGGCGAUUUGAUGCAUGCAUGGUGUUUGCAGUCCUAUACAAUGGAAUACUGCAGGUCCAAAUGGAAAUUCUGCUUACACAUUGGACGCAACCAGCUAUGCAAAAAUACUACGACUGCUAUAUAGCGGAAGGGUCCGCUUUACUCGAAGCUAUUCAACACUGGUGUCCAAUUACCUUAUUUGGCGCGUCACGAAUGUUCUCGAAAAGAUACCUAGCCGCAAUAGAAGCAACGUCCUCCUCUGGUUUCCGGCAGGGCAUUACUCAGAAUAUUAAGACGGGCAUUAUGAUUUUCCUUCGGGAGACUGGCUUAAUUCUCUCCAUCAUUCUAGCUCUUUGGCGCUGUGGACAAGGGACAUACUCAAUUGGGAACGUUAUAGCAAUCAUGAUGUACUGGGAAACGCUUAUGGGUCCGGCUAAUCGAUUCUCCAGCUCUUGCGACUCACUGUCAGGGGCCCUUGCGCAGACAAAACGACUCCAUCGCUUGAUAACCGCCAAGGCUACUGUGGGAGACAGUCCGGAUGCCCAGCCGCUUCAGCACGAAUCUACUUGCAAGAUUGAAUUCAAGAAUGUCAGCUUCAUCCAGAACAAUAAGAAAAUUUUGGAUAGCGUCAGUUUUAUAGCUAAACCAGGCCAAAGAGUCGGCCUUGUUGGGGAGAGUGGAGCAGGGAAAUCGACAAUCCUUAACCUCAUCGUCCGGCUUUACGACGUAACGGAUGGAUCGAUCCAAAUCAAUGAACAGGACAUUCAGAAGUUCACUCGGAAGAGCCUUCGUGAGGCAGUUACCAUCGUUCCGCAAGCACCCGCUAUGUUCACUGGGAGUAUUGCGGACAAUGUACGCUGCGGCCGCGAUGAUAUCUCACAUAGCAAUGUUAUCGAAGCCUGUAAAGCCGCAAGCUUGCACAGCAGGAUUAUGUCGUACAAAGAUGGAUAUAACACUAACAUUGGAAGUAACUGGGAAACAUGCACACUGUCUGGGGGCGAGCAACAGCGGAUCGGGAUUAGUCGAGCAAGACUGAAAGGUGGAGCUAUUCUUCUGCUCGACGAACCUACUUCUCAAGUUGAUUUGGUUCUUGAAGCUCAAAUCUUGGACUCACUAAGACAUUGGAGCGCCAGGAAAACAACACUGAUCGCCGCACACCGUCUUUCUACAAUUGCUGAUGCGGACAAUAUUCUCGUGAUUGACAAGGGGAAAGUUAUUGAGCAAGGCAGGCACAACGAGCUACUCAAGCAAGGAGGCAAAUAUGCACAACUUUGGAACAAACAGACAGAGAUGUAUUGUUAGGAGGUCUAGAAGAUAUGAAUUUUCCGAGCGAAUGUUCACGUCUUCUUUCUAUGACGAGCUCCUAGUCUUGUUAGCAAAUGGGACCAGGGUAUGUCUGAGGAACAUGAUUGUAGUUGUGACAGCAUCUUUUCGUUGGAGGACAUGUGAGCAACAAACACUGCAGACCGAGCAGGGCUUUCUCUCUGGCUAUCAUAGUUACUCCUCAUAUCAAUCUUCAUGUCCCUCUCAUGUUGGCCAAGA
Westerdykella ornata is the source of this 2367-nucleotide messenger RNA. Its product is annotated as P-loop containing nucleoside triphosphate hydrolase protein. Gene Ontology annotation, cellular component: membrane. Gene Ontology annotation, biological process: transmembrane transport. Bases 1 to 2127 code for a protein of 708 amino acids. The record is from RefSeq and is a predicted model, not a curated record. Gene Ontology annotation, molecular function: ABC-type transporter activity; ATP hydrolysis activity; ATP binding. The transcript has a single exon. NCBI's taxonomy places the organism in Eukaryota, Fungi, Ascomycota, Dothideomycetes, Pleosporales, Sporormiaceae.